AUGGCUGGCUUGAUCACUGGUUCUCAUUCUCAUUUCUCUAAUGACUCUAAUGAGCAUAAUAAUCCUCCUACCCAUCAAUCUUCAUCAAAAACAUGUAGAGUUUGUGCUGAUGAGGUUGGAUAUAAGGAAGAUGGAGAUCUUUUUGUGGCUUGUCAUGUGUGUGGAUUUCCUGUUUGUCGACCUUGUUAUGAGUAUGAGAGGAGUGAAGGGAACCAAUGCUGCCCUCAAUGCAACACUCGCUAUAAGCGUCAGAAAGGUUGUCCUAGAGUUCUUGGAGAUGAAGAGGAGAACUUGGAUGCAGAUGAUUUUGAUGAUGAAUUUCAGAUUAAGAAUCAUCAUGAUGAUCUAGACCAGCAACAUGAUGUUAAUCAUGUGGAAAAUGGGGACUUAAAUCAACAGAAAUUGCAUCCCAAUGGUCAAGUUUUCUCUGCAGCAGGAAGUGUUGCUGGCAAGGAUUUCGAAGGGGAGAAAGAAUUCUACAGUAAUGCAGAAUGGCAAGAAAGAGUAGAGAAAUGGAAAGUCAGACAAGAAAAGAGAGGUCUAUUAAACAAAGAGGAUGGAAAAGAAGACCAAGGUGAAGAUGAUGACUACCUUUUGGCUGAAGCUAGGCAACCAUUGUGGCGCAAGGUCCCAAUAUCUUCAAGCCUAAUCAAUCCAUAUCGCAUUGUAAUUGUGAUGAGGCUUGUUAUCCUAGCUUUCUUCUUCCGUUUCCGUAUCUUAACUCCAGCAUAUGAUGCAUAUCCCUUGUGGCUUAUCUCAGUGAUAUGUGAGAUAUGGUUUGCAUUGUCAUGGAUACUUGACCAGUUCCCCAAGUGGUUACCCAUCACACGUGAAACUUACUUGGACCGUUUGUCCAUAAGGUUUGAGCGUGAAGGGGAGCCAAACCAACUAGCCCCAGUUGAUUUGUUUGUGAGUACUGUGGACCCUUUGAAGGAACCACCUAUUAUAACAGCAAACACUGUUCUGUCAAUCCUUGCUGUUGACUAUCCUGUUGAGAAGGUAUGCUGCUAUGUAUCAGAUGAUGGUGCAUCUAUGCUUUUGUUUGAUUCAUUGGCAGAAACUGCUGAAUUUGCAAGAAGAUGGGUUCCUUUUUGCAAAAAGUUCAAUAUAGAACCAAGGGCUCCUGAGUUCUAUUUUUCUCAGAAGAUUGAUUACUUGAAGGAUAAGGUUCAUCCUACAUUUGUGAAGGAACGAAGGGCUAUGAAGAGAGAAUAUGAGGAAUUUAAAGUUAAAAUUAAUGCUUUGGUGGCAAAGGCACUGAAGAAACCAGAGGAGGGGUGGGUGAUGCAGGAUGGAACUCCAUGGCCUGGUAACAACACUCGUGAUCAUCCAGGAAUGAUUCAGGUAUAUUUAGGAAGUGCUGGUGCACUAGAUGUAGAAGGCAAGGAAUUGCCACGACUUGUAUAUAUUUCACGUGAAAAACGUCCUGGCUAUCCACACCACAAGAAAGCUGGUGCCAUGAAUGCUUUGGUUCGAGUUUCUGCUGUGCUUACAAAUGCACCAUUCAUGUUGAAUCUGGAUUGUGAUCACUACAUCAAUAACAGCAAGGCAAUAAGAGAGGCAAUGUGCUUUUUAAUGGACCCCCAGCUUGGCAAGAAGCUCUGCUAUGUCCAAUUUCCACAAAGAUUUGAUGGUAUUGAUCGCCAUGAUAGAUAUGCUAAUCGCAACACUGUAUUCUUUGAUAUCAAUAUGAAAGGGCUUGAUGGUAUUCAAGGUCCAGUAUAUGUUGGUACUGGAACUGUGUUCAACAGGCAGGCAUUAUAUGGCUAUGAUCCACCAGUAUCUGAGAAAAGACCAAAGAUGACAUGUGAUUGCUGGCCUUCAUGGUGUUGCUUUUGUUGUGGUGGUUCAAGGAAGUCAAAAUCAAAAAAGAAAUCAGGAAGAGGUCUCUUUAGUGGAUUAUACAAGAAGAAGAAGAAAAUGAUGGGAAAAGAUUAUGUUAGAAAAGGGUCUGGGACCAUGUUUGAUCUUGAAGAGAUUGAAGAAGGGCUUGAAGGUUAUGAGGAGCUAGAGAAAUCAUCCCUCAUGUCCCAGAAAAGUUUUGAGAAGCGAUUUGGGCAGUCACCAGUUUUUAUUGCUUCCACUUUGAUGGAAAAUGGAGGACUUCCUGAAAGCACAAAUACCCAAUCAUUGGUCAAGGAGGCUAUUCAUGUUAUAAGUUGUGGCUAUGAAGAGAAGACUGAAUGGGGCAAAGAGAUUGGGUGGAUAUAUGGGUCAGUCACAGAAGAUAUUUUGACUGGAUUUAAGAUGCACUGUAGAGGAUGGAAAUCAGUAUAUUGCAUGCCAAAGAGACCAGCUUUCAAGGGAUCUGCUCCAAUAAAUCUAUCAGAUAGGUUGCACCAAGUUCUGAGGUGGGCUCUUGGUUCUGUUGAGAUUUUCCUUAGUCGCCAUUGUCCAUUGUGGUAUGGCUAUGGAGGAAAGCUGAAGUACCUAGAAAGGCUUGCAUAUACUAAUACCAUUGUUUAUCCAUUCACUUCCAUCCCUCUGCUUGCAUACUGCACAAUUCCUGCAGUAUGUCUCCUCACUGGAAAGUUCAUUAUCCCCACACUUACCAACCUUGCUAGUGUUUGGUUUAUGGCUCUAUUUAUCUCCAUCAUUUUAACUGGUGUGCUUGAGCUUCGAUGGAGUGGAGUUACCAUUGAAGACUGGUGGCGCAAUGAGCAAUUUUGGGUUAUUGGAGGUGUUUCUGCACAUCUUUUUGCUGUAUUUCAAGGUCUCCUUAAAGUUCUUGCCGGAGUAGACACUAAUUUUACUGUCACAGCAAAAGCAGCAGAUGAUGCUGAAUUUGGAGAGCUCUAUCUCUUCAAGUGGACUACUCUUCUGAUCCCACCAACCACUCUUAUAAUCUUGAAUAUUGUGGGAGUUGUGGCUGGAGUCUCUGAUGCCAUUAACAAUGGAUCUGGCUCAUGGGGACCUUUAUUUGGGAAGCUGUUCUUUGCCUUCUGGGUCAUUGUUCACUUAUAUCCUUUCCUCAAAGGUCUCAUGGGAAAGCAAAACAGGACUCCUACCAUUGUAGUCUUAUGGUCAAUCCUUCUAGCAUCAAUUUUCUCAUUGAUUUGGGUCCGGAUUGAUCCUUUCUUGCCCAAGCAAACUGGUCCUGUUCUCAAACAAUGUGGGGUAGAAUGCUAAGACUGUGGAAAAGCAUGUUGAUCUAGUGUUCUUCCAAAUCAUUUGAUUACUAAUGACACUUGUGCAUGUUUCUAUUUUCUUGCUGCUAUUGAGUGUUUGCCUUUCAGAGAAGAGUUAUCUGUGAUAUUGUGUAUAUUAAAGGACAAAUUUGAGUUAGAU
Molecule: messenger RNA, 3288 nt
Organism: Gastrolobium bilobum
Lineage: Eukaryota; Viridiplantae; Streptophyta; Magnoliopsida; Fabales; Fabaceae
Product: cellulose synthase A catalytic subunit 4 [UDP-forming]-like
Exons: 12
Coding region: 1-3129 (1042 amino acids)
Biological process (GO): cellulose biosynthetic process; plant-type primary cell wall biogenesis
Cellular component (GO): trans-Golgi network; plasma membrane
Molecular function (GO): cellulose synthase (UDP-forming) activity
Source: RefSeq, a predicted model, not a curated record